GGACUCCCACGAGGGGUCGCAUGCAAAAGAUUUGCGAAAGGGUUUAUUGUUUCUUUGCUUUUCGGGAGCUGAAUUUGUUUGCGAUCCGGUCAGUUCUACAAUCAAAUAACGAGACGGAAAAAUGGCUGGUGGCAAGGCAGGAAAAGACAGCGGGAAAGCCAAGGCGAAGGCGGUGUCGCGCUCCCAGAGGGCCGGGCUGCAGUUCCCGGUGGGUCGUAUCCACAGACACUUGAAGACUCGUACCACCAGCCACGGUCGCGUCGGAGCGACGGCAGCGGUUUACAGCGCUGCCAUCCUCGAGUACCUCACCGCCGAAGUACUAGAGUUGGCAGGAAACGCCUCCAAAGACUUGAAGGUGAAGCGUAUCACUCCCCGUCACUUGCAGCUGGCAAUCCGUGGUGAUGAGGAGUUGGAUUCUCUCAUUAAGGCAACGAUUGCCGGCGGAGGUGUCAUCCCCCACAUCCACAAAUCCCUCAUCGGGAAGAAGGGCCAGCAGAAAACUGCAUAAACGCCACGUUGACCACAGAUUUUGGGGCUUGGGCUUUGUUCGGACCAGGAGUUCACAUUUGUUCUUUUCUAUUAUUAAUGUUAUAGCAAACGAAGAGUGAUUGUUAGCCUUUGUGUUGUUAUAUUUUUCCCGUAAUUAGAGGAAAGUACAGCUAAUCCCUUAACAGCAGAAAAACCCUUUUUUAUGUCCUUGUAGAGCGUUUGACUGAGGAGCUCAUUAUUACUGAAAUGAUCAGUGAAUUUGUUUGAUUGGCUUGGGAAUAUGUGAUGUUUUAUACUGAAAAAAAUGUUAAAAAACCAUUUUUAUAUUAAAAAAUGUCUUGUUUGUGGUUAUUUUUCCUGAAGUUACAAUAUUUACUAUAAUGAGUUUUUAAUGAGAGGGUGGGUUUUUAGACAGUUGGGUCAAAGCAGCUAAAUGUGAGAUCGUGUUACUGUAAGAUUUCUGAACUGCACACGGACAGCGGUGGAAAACAGGUGGAGUGAUUUUUUUUUACAAACAAAAUAUCAACGAACGUACUGUAUUUUCGAUCUGCUACAGUGUUGUGUGUGAAUGUUUACAGCGUUUGUUAUUAUUUUUUUAAAACAAAAUUGUUGAAACUUGAAAUUGCGCGUUGACAGCUGUGAUCCUCGGCUGCUGAGACGUUGAUCUCGCAGUAUUUUUUCCUCACUGUGCAACGACUGUCCUGCCUUUUUGUUUCAACGUGACCAAGGGGUGCAGCCAAAUUUAGACGGAUCUGGAUCACAUUCGAACAGUAAAAAAAAAAGACAAAACUUGCAAUAUCUAAAUGUAUCGGCAGGCUGAGCUGUCCUUUACUUGUCCUUCACAUUUUUUUAACAAGUUGGUGCAUUUUUCUAAAAGUUACGUGUUCAGGGUAAUGACUGCAUAUUUUAUCUUUUAAUAAAUACCCUUGACUUGUCUUUG
Molecule: messenger RNA, 1429 nt
Organism: Austrofundulus limnaeus
Lineage: Eukaryota; Metazoa; Chordata; Actinopteri; Cyprinodontiformes; Rivulidae
Gene: h2az2a
Product: H2A.Z variant histone 2a
Cellular component (GO): nucleosome
Molecular function (GO): protein heterodimerization activity; DNA binding; structural constituent of chromatin
Source: RefSeq, a predicted model, not a curated record